CUGUGGACGUCGCAGCAGCAGCCCCUCGCCUCGCCUCGCUCAUCUUUCAGACCCUCCCCAUCUAUUCCGACCGUCGCUCCCAAGCCUCUGUUGAGCGAGCUAUAACCAAAGCCCUCAAGCGCGAAACUGCCUUUGUCAAGGCAUUCGCAGGAGCUCUCGUCCAAGCCUGCGCCAAGCCAGGCUCGGUGUCAGCCUCGGUGGCCGGCUUGGUUCGGUACAAGCUGCUUAAGUGGUCGUGUCUGCUGCUGAGGGAGAGGGGGGAUGCGAUUGUGGGGGUGCGGGCAGCGUUCUCUCGUCUGGUAGUGGCACAGGGGACGCUGCUGACGGUGGCACUGGGAGAUGAGCCCAGGCUGAAGCGCGCUUCGUUGCAUGCUGUAAACGAGAUGCUUGGCAUGGUGCCCUCCCUUGCACCAGCAUAUCUGGCAGAGAUAAAAUCCACGCCUGUCACCCUCACCACAGUUGGCAUCGCCCAUCCCCUUCUCACUUACUUCCUCGAGUCUAAGGCACGCGAAGCAGAAGGUGCUGCAGCAGCAGAUGGCGUAGCGAACGGGACUGCAGAAGCAGCAGCGGCAGCUGCUCCUGGUUCCACAGCAGAGGCCAAGGCGUUUUUCGUGGAAACCUAUUCGAAGCUCGUGCUGAGCAGCAGGGAGCGCCCUCCCCAUGUGGCAUCAGAGGCGUUUGCGCCUCUGCUGCACUCGCUGGAGCACUCAGAGUUCAAGGGGACACUCUUCCCCACUGCCGCCAAGAUGCUCAAGCGCAACCCCGAGCUCAUCAUGGAUGCCGUUGGCUACCUGCUGUCAACUGUGCGCCUUGAUCUGAGUGCCUAUGCACCGGAGCUGCUGCCCACGCUAGCCCUGCAGGCCCGGCAUCAGAAUGCAGCCACAAGGGAGGAAGCGAUUGGAGUGUUUGCAGUAGCAGCCAAGCAGUGCAGCGACUCUGACAGCAUCCGGACCAUGUUUGCAUACCUCAAGGGGGUGCUGGCAGGCAAAGAGGGCAAGCUGACAUCAGCGUAUCAGAAGGUGGGAGUUUACCAGACUCUGCGGGCCCUCUCCGCCUUCUCUGCGCCAGGGCCCAAUGCCAUGGCGCCAGCUGUUGCUGCUGACGUGGCGGAGUUCCUGAUGACAGCCUAUGCUGGCGACACCAAUGAGGAGGUGCUUGCAUCGAUCCUCUCAGCUCUGGGCGAGUGGCUUGCACGGACAGCAAGGCAGGCGCCUGCUGCCACGUCAGCUUUCGUCACUGCCAGGCUGGCGAAGGAGAAGGAGACGCUCAGGCGGUGCACGCUGAGGUGUAUGCGCCUGGCCUUCCGCAACCCACACGUGCGAGAAAAGCUCGUACCUUGCGUGGACGUGCUCGUGGCACUGGUGAAGAGUGGAGUGGUGAAGCCCACAUGCGAGUUUGAGUCGACUAAAACCACCCGACCACCUCCUCGCCCCCUUUCCUCAGCUCGUACCUUGCGUGGACUGGCACUGGUGAAGAGUGGAGUGGCUAAGCCCACCAUGCGGCUGGACGGGGUCUAUGCGCUGCUGCUUGCGGCCUCCAUUGCUGCCCUCGACCUGGGAUCAGCCCACCAUGCGGCUGGAUGGGGUCUAUGUGCUGCUGCUCGCCGCCUCCAUUGCUGCCCUCGACCUGGGCCCACCAUGCGGAUGGACGGGGUCUAUGCGCUGCUGCUCGCCGCCUCCAUUGCUGCCCUCGACCUGGGGUCAGCCCACCAUGCGGCUGGAUGGGGUCUAUGUGCUGCUGCUCGCCGCCUCCAUUGCUGCCCUCGACCUGGGCCCACCAUGCGGAUGGACGGGGUCUAUGCGCUGCUGCUCGCCGCCUCCAUUGCUGCCCUCGACCUGGGGUCAGGUAUGACAGUUGGAUUGGGUGGUGGUCCAUCCGGCAUUCUGUUUGAAAUCGCAUGCAUCACCAUGUACCUCUUAAGCCCACCAUGCGGCUGGACGGGGUCUAUGCGCUGCUGCUUGCGGCCUCCAUUGCUGCCCUCGACCUGGGAUCAGCCCACCAUGCGGAUGGACGGGGUCUAUGCGCUGCUGCUCGCCGCCUCCAUUGCUGCCCUCGACCUGGGGUCACGUAUGACAGUUGGAUUGGGUGGUGGUCCAUCCGGCAUUCUGUUUGAAAUCGCAUGCAUCACCAUGUACCUCUUAAGCCCACCAUGCGGAUGGACGGGGUCUAUGCGCUGCUGCUUGCAGCCUCCAUUGCUGCCCUCGACCUGGGAUCAGCCCACCAUGCGGCUGGAUGGGGUCUAUGUGCUGCUACUCGCCGCCUCCAUUGCUGCCCUCGACCUAGGGUCAGAGUCUCCUGGUAGUUCCGCUGGUGGGACCUCUUCUAGUACGUCUUUGGUCUGCAUGGACAGCAAGCACGCAGUCUACCGUCACUUCAAGGUGCCGGCCAAUAGCGUUGGCGAGAACGGCACCAAGGUGUGUGCCUACUGCAACUUCACGUUUGUUGGCGGGGUUCAUCGUUGCGCGCAGCAUAUCACCAGCUGGAACGGCAUGCGCCGUCGCGAAGUGCAUCUCUGCACUGCAGCGCCGAAGACUGCACGUGACGCCGUGAAGGCGCUUUACGAGUCCAAGUUGAAGGCCCGUGAAGCGAAGCGUGCGGCUGAAAUUGCGGCGGUCGGCGCAGUCAACGGCAGAGGUUCGGACAAGAAGAAGAGUCGGAUGACCGACUUCUACGGCGACGACGCCGCGUGCGCGAACCAAGCUGCAGACGAGGCCAUAAGCCUCUUCUUUGCCGCUCUUCAUGUGCCGGAGCAUCACGCGGUCCACCCACUGUGGUGGAAUGUGGUCUCCAGCAUCCAGCGCGCGGGGCCGAAUUACGUCGCGCCGAAGAGACGCUACAUCGGUGGCGCCGGUCGUGCAAAGUGUCGCCAGCGCAUUGAGACGGCGCUCGCUCCUAUCUCAGCAAGCUGGCGCCGUGACGGUGUCACCGUGGCAAGCGACAUAUUCUCCGACAAGGCCGGCCGCCCGCAAGCCAACGUGCUCCUCAUCAACGAUAGCGGUGCGGUGUUUGUGGAGUCGAUCGACACGAAGAUGGAGAUGAAGACCGGGGGCUACAUCGCGGGCAUCUUGCGGCCCAUCAUCGAAAAGGUCGGCCCCGAGAAUGUCGUCGCCUUGUGUUUUGACGGCGGCUCCAACUACGCGGCGGCAUGCAGGGUGUUGAUGCGCGAGUAUCCCCACAUUGAACACAUCCCUUGCGCGACCCAUGUCCUCGAUCUCUUGAUGGAGGACAUCGGGAAAAAGGGAUGGGCGAAGGACAUCGUCACGCGCGGGGACACCCUCAUCUCGUUCGUCCGCAACCAUCACUUCACCCGGGGAUACAUGCGGAGUCCGCUCGUGAACGGCGGCAAGGGGAAACAGGUUCUCAAGCCCGCGGGAACCCGAUUCGGCACCAACUACAUCGCCAUCAACCGCCUCUGUGAACUCACCGAGGACAUCCGCGACUUCCUCGACGAGCAUGCGGAAGGGGUCCUGACAAGCGACGAGGUGGGGUAUAUUCGGGAGAUCGUGCAGGACCGCUGGGACAACGGGCUGGCGUGCAACCUGCACGUGAUUGGCCGCAUCCUCUACCCCACCAACCAGGAAGAGGGCAUUUUCCGCACCGACCUGGAGUGCACGAGGGUCUUCAAGCAGUACGUCUCCAAGCACCAUGGUGACAAGACGGUCACCAGGAAGGACGGGGUCGAGCGCCGCGCCUCUCUCGUCAUCCAGGAAGGCCUCAAUGCCUUCCUGAACCUCCAAGGCAGCUUCGGCAUGCCCGACGCUAUUGCCGACCGCCAGGCAGUGAAGGAGGGCAAGAUGACGGCGGUGGACUGGUGGACAUGGCACGGGACCGAGCAUCCUGAGCUCACCACCAUGGCUUGCCGCGCCAUCACGCAGCCGGUGUCCGCGUCUCCAU
Closterium sp. NIES-65 is the source of this 3894-nucleotide messenger RNA. The record is from the annotation of a GenBank genome assembly. Lineage: Eukaryota; Viridiplantae; Streptophyta; Zygnematophyceae; Desmidiales; Closteriaceae.